GAAGGGAGGGGGCCAGCCCAGCUCUGAGCUGUGUCCACUCCAGCACGGUGUCCUCCUGCCAGCAGAGGGGAAGCAGAUCUGAGGACAUUUCUGUGACCAGACCAGAAGCCUCCCACCUCCAGCUCCUUCCCCAGGACGGACAUGGGGCCCGGCUCCCAGCCCCCCCUCAGCCUAAACCUGCUACUGCUCCUGCUGACACUACCCCUCAGGGGCCAGGCCAGCACAAGCUGCUACGGGAUCCCGGGGAUGCCAGGCCUGCCUGGGGCCCCAGGAAAGGACGGGCAUGAUGGGCUGCCAGGGCCCAAGGGUGAGCCAGGAAUCCCAGCUACCCCCAGGACUCGAGGACCCAAGGGCCAGAAAGGAGAACCUGGCACACCUGGCCAUCCUGGGAAAAAUGGCCCCAUGGGGACCUCCGGGAUUCCAGGUGAUCCUGGCAUCCAAGGCCCCCCUGGGGAGCCAGGUGAGGAGGGCAGAUACAAGCAGAAGCACCAGUCGGUGUUCACAGUGACACGGCAGACGGUCCAGUACCCGGAGCCCAACGGCCUGGUCAAGUUCAACGGAGUCAUCACCAACCCGCAGGGGCAUUACGACACAAGCACGGGCAAGUUCACCUGCAAAGUCCCCGGCCUCUACUACUUUGUCUAUCACACGUCACAGACAGCCAACCUGUGCGUGCAACUCUAUCGCAGUGGCGUCAAGGUGACCACCUUCUGUGACCAUAUGUCCAACAAAAAGCAGGUCAGCUCAGGCGGCGUGCUGCUGCGGCUGCAGUUGGGCGACGAGGUGUGGCUGGCUGUCAAUGACUACAAUGGCAUGGUGGGUACCGAAGGCUCUGACAGCGUCUUCUCUGGCUUCCUGCUCUUCCCGGACUAGGCAGGUGGCCCCACCUCCCUCAGCUUCCCUGCACAGACCCACAGCACCAGCCAGCCCGGGCUGCCCAGCCCUUGCCAGUCUCUGAGUCCUCACUCACCUGAUGGACUCCUCCUCCUUCAGGAAGCCUGCCCUGACUGCCCCAUCCCACGUGUUCUCUUCCUUUUUCUGAGUGCCUUCAGGAGUCAUUGCUUAAACUGCUCCUUUGACACCUAACCAAUACCUUCUGGUGCUGUCUUUUUUCUACCCUCCCUCCCCGCAAGUCUUGGAAGAGGCAGGGAAAUAUAUAAAUAAAUCAUUGGAUCCAUAAAUGGGCAUGGCUCAGAUUCUU
Loxodonta africana (African savanna elephant) is the source of this 1201-nucleotide messenger RNA. It is a transcript of the gene C1QC, whose product is annotated as complement C1q C chain. The transcript has 3 exons. Gene Ontology annotation, molecular function: protein binding. Bases 142 to 873 code for a protein of 243 amino acids. NCBI's taxonomy places the organism in Eukaryota, Metazoa, Chordata, Mammalia, Proboscidea, Elephantidae. The record is from RefSeq and is a predicted model, not a curated record.